Cynara cardunculus var. scolymus (artichoke) is the source of this 2690-nucleotide messenger RNA. RefSeq names its product general transcription and DNA repair factor IIH helicase subunit XPB1. Gene Ontology annotation, biological process: transcription initiation at RNA polymerase II promoter; nucleotide-excision repair. Gene Ontology annotation, molecular function: DNA binding; 3'-5' DNA helicase activity; hydrolase activity. Lineage: Eukaryota; Viridiplantae; Streptophyta; Magnoliopsida; Asterales; Asteraceae. The record is from RefSeq and is a predicted model, not a curated record. Gene Ontology annotation, cellular component: transcription preinitiation complex; nucleotide-excision repair factor 3 complex; transcription factor TFIIH holo complex. The transcript has 20 exons. Bases 92 to 2392 code for a protein of 766 amino acids.
AACUUGCUCCGACAACACUCAGAAAACUUUCAUCUUCUCCCAAUUUGUACACGCCGAUUGUUGAUUCCAUUGGCAAAUCUCAGGACCGAUCAUGGGACACGGUGAGAAAAGUGGGAGACCUAGCAAGAAGCACAAAUCAUCAUCCAAGGAGGACCAUAGAGCUGCAGCUUUCGAAGAGGAGGAUGCAUAUUAUGUUGAAGAUUUUAUGGACGAUGAUCAUGAUGGUGACGGAGAAGGAAAAAAGAGAGACUUUACCAAAUUGGAACUUAAAGCAGAUCAUAUUAAUCGCCCAUUAUGGGCUUGCGCAGAUGGCCGGAUCUUUCUCGAGACUUUCUCUCCGUUGUAUAAACAGGCUUAUGAUUUUCUAAUUGCUAUUGCGGAACCUGUCUGCAGGCCGGAGUCAAUGCAUGAAUACAACCUCACUCCUCACUCACUUUAUGCGGCUGUGUCGGUCGGUCUAGAAACUGAAACCAUCAUUGCUGUUUUGAACAAGCUUUCAAAAACCAAGCUUCCUAAAGAGAUGAUCGAUUUCAUUCAUGCUUCCACAGCCAAUUAUGGAAAAGUAAAGCUCGUAUUGAAGAAGAAUCGGUAUCUAGUUGAAUCUCCUUUCCCAGAGGUAUUGAAAAGAUUGUUAAGCGAUGAAGUCAUAUCUCGAGCAAGGAUUUCAAAUGAGGGAUGUGAUGGAUUCACUGUUAGUAGAUCGAUCGGUGAAAUUGAAGGUACACAUGAUGAACUGCUAAAUGAAGCACAAUUGGCAGCUGCAGCUGAAGAAAAAGAAGCUCAUUCGUUUGAAAUUGAUCCUGGUCAGGUUGAAAAUGUAAAGCAGAGGUGCUUGCCAAAUGCUCUAAACUAUCCUAUGUUGGAGGAGUACGAUUUUCGCAAUGAUACAAUUAAUCCAGACCUUGAGAUGGAACUAAAGCCUCAAGCACAACCACGGCCUUAUCAAGAGAAGAGUCUUAGUAAGAUGUUUGGAAAUGGUAGAGCAAGGUCUGGCAUCAUUGUCUUGCCUUGUGGUGCUGGAAAGUCUUUAGUGGGGGUUUCCGCAGCCUGUCGCAUAAAGAAAAGCUGUCUCUGUUUAGCAACAAAUGCUGUUUCUGUGGAUCAAUGGGCUUUUCAGUUCAAGUUGUGGUCAAACAUUCGUGAUGAACAUAUUUGUCGGUUUACAUCUGAUAGCAAAGAGAGGUUUCGUGGAAAUGCUGGAGUUGUUGUGACCACAUAUAACAUGGUUGCUUUUGGAGGUAAGCGAUCUGAGGAAUCUGAAAAGAUCAUUGAGGAGAUAAGAAAUAGAGAAUGGGGCUUGCUACUCAUGGACGAGGUGCAUGUUGUUCCUGCUCACAUGUUUCGUAAAGUCAUUAGCAUCACUAAAUCUCACUGCAAGCUUGGACUUACUGCCACACUUGUUAGAGAGGAUGAAAGGAUUACGGAUCUGAAUUUCCUUAUUGGUCCCAAGUUGUAUGAGGCAAAUUGGUUGGAUUUGGUCAAGGGAGGAUUCAUUGCAAACGUACAAUGUGCUGAAGUUUGGUGUCCAAUGACAAAAGAGUUUUUUGCCGAAUAUCUAAAGAAGGAGAAUUCUAAGAAGAAACAGGCACUAUAUGUGAUGAACCCAAACAAGUUUAGAGCUUGCGAGUUUCUUAUUCGAUUCCAUGAACAACAGCGUGGCGAUAAGAUAAUUGUCUUCGCUGACAAUCUUUUUGCACUCACUGAGUAUGCAAUGAAACUUCGCAAACCAAUGAUCUAUGGUGCCACAAGCCAUAUGGAAAGGACAAAGAUACUUGAGGCUUUCAAGACUAGCAAGGAAGUUAACACCGUUUUCCUUUCAAAGGUGGGUGAUAAUUCUAUAGAUAUUCCCGAGGCAAAUGUAAUUAUUCAAAUUUCAUCCCAUGCUGGUUCAAGACGUCAAGAAGCUCAACGUCUUGGCCGUAUUCUCAGGGCAAAGGGUCGACUCCAGGAUAGAAUGGCAGGAGGAAAAGAGGAAUAUAAUGCCUUUUUCUACUCCCUAGUAUCUACUGAUACACAGGAAAUGUACUAUUCAACUAAGAGACAGCAAUUUCUGAUUGAUCAAGGUUAUAGUUUUAAGGUGAUCACAAGCCUUCCCCCCCAAGACACAGGGGCAGAAUUGAGCUAUCAUCGUCUUGAUGAACAACUUUCACUUCUUGGAAAGGUGUUAAGUGCUGGCGAUGAUGCAGUAGGUUUAGAAAUACUAGAAGAUGAUACAGAUGACAUAGCACUUCAGAAAGCUCGUGCUCGUCGCCUAAUGGGAUCCAUGAGUGCCAUGUCAGGAGCUAAAGGGAUGAUCUAUCAUGAGUUCAGGACUGGACAAAACAGGUUCGGAAAGAGCAAGCCGAAGGAUCCAGCAAAGAGACAUCAACUAUUCAAGAAACGUUUUGUAUGAAUACAUACAUACAAUCAAAUACAGGUUAUGCUGCAUCGUUACGGCUGUAUGGAAACCAUAAACCGAGGCGUGUUUCUUUUCUUUUGGCAUAACUGCAUCUCUUCCACAAAAACCUUGCUUUCGUUUUUAUAAAGAAAGAUGAAACUUACACUUUGUACCAGUUUUGGUUUCAUUCUGUUUCAAAGCAAUUGUAGAAUAUGCAACAAACUAAACCUUUCCAAUUUCUGGGCUUCGAGGAAUCAUCAUCAUAAGCUCUAGGUAAGAUAAUGUCAUUCAGAGGUCUGAAUUGUUUUGUGAA